AUGAAUAAUAAGGUUGUAUCAUUCGCAUUGCUCUUGUUGAGUGUCGCGUUGGCAGCAGCUGUUGUUAACGGAUUGGAAAUUAAUUCAAGUCAGCUCAAGCAAAUCAUGCCAAACCUUCCAAAGUCAAAAGUGGCACAAUACACACAACUCGUGAACGAUGCAAUGGCAGAGGGAAGUAUUGAUACUUGUUGUUCAAUUUCUGCUUUCUUGGCACAACUUGCUCACGAGUCUGGAGAUCUCAACUGGUUAGUCGAAUUUGCCAGUGGAAAGGCUUACGAAGGAAGAAAGGAUUUGGGAAAUGUUCAUCCAGGAGAUGGUGUUCGUUACAAGGGACGUGGUCCUAUUCAAAUUACCGGUAGAGCAAACUAUCGUUCAGCUGGUCAGGCUCUUGGCAUUGAUUUAGAGAAUCAACCUGAACUCGCCCAGACCCCAGCCAUCGGUUUCAAGACUGCUGUUUGGUUCUGGAACACUCGUUCUUUGAAUUCUUAUGCUGAUUGUAGUCAAGCAAACUUUGAUAAGAUCACAAGAAGAAUCAAUGGAGGUUACAAUGGAAAGGCAGAUAGAGAUCAUAAAUUCGCAGCUGCUAAGAGUGUUUUGGGUUGUUAA
Messenger RNA from Naegleria lovaniensis, 606 nucleotides. RefSeq lists its product as uncharacterized. Gene Ontology annotation, molecular function: chitinase activity. NCBI's taxonomy places the organism in Eukaryota, Heterolobosea, Eutetramitea, Acrasida, Naegleriidae. The record is from RefSeq and is a predicted model, not a curated record. Gene Ontology annotation, biological process: chitin catabolic process; cell wall macromolecule catabolic process. The coding region runs from base 1 to 606 and encodes 201 amino acids. The transcript has 4 exons.